GCAGCCGCUCCAAUCCGUGAGCGAGAUGAAAACAAAGAUCUUCUUCAAAAUCAAAUCAUGAAAACAACAACUAUAAAUGUUCUUGCUGCAUCAAUUGCAGAAGCAUGUGAAAAAUGUUUUGUUUACCGUGACGUUUUCUCUCGUGCGUCUUGUUUUUUUUUCCAAGCGCAGCACAUAGAGAAUAAACAUCAACGUCGGUAGAAGACGUCGCAGGUUCUUGCACUUCGAUUUCUGAUUCUGGUAAAGGCAGAGGCAGGUCGCGGUUCAUCUUCCCACCCGGUCGCGGAGGUCGUAAGCCCCGUAUUAAGCCAGGGCAACUACAUCAUGGCGGCCUUUUCUUUCCAAGGGGGUGCGGGGAACUUCUGGAGUAGUUUCUACGACGUGGGUGAGAACAGCCUGUCAGACAAAAUUGCGAAACCAGAAACCACGCUGGAAGAUGUUUUGGACGACGAGCAGCUGCUCCAGUUGUUCCGCGAUGAGGGGGAAACCUCGCUCCAGGAUUGGCUCUGUGAGGAGACCCACGUCCGUGAGCUUCUCACUCUUCUCAUCAAGGAACCGCCACCCGAUGCCACCCACGACCAAGCACACAAAUUUCCCUUUGUAAGACUAAGAAUGAACAUCUUCGCACGAUAAACUUGAAACAUAAUGGAUGCUGAUGCAGGUUUUCCUUUUUCAAGAAGAGUGAUGCAUUUCACAUACCGGAUAUCGAACGGAUUCGACGUUAAAAUGAAAAUUAUAAAAAUCCACAGGUUGCCUGUGAGCUCUUUAGCUGUGAGGUUCCGCAACUCCUGCAGACAGUGGUGCAAAAUCACAGGCUGCUAGACUACCUGUUCAGCUUUUUGAUGCGCAAUGUUGAGGGGCCAGCUGGUGUUGGAACGUCAACGACCGCAGCGGGGUAUGAACUGCAAAAGUAUCGUACUCGUAUAAAUGCAUUACAAAUUUCCUCAGCAUGACAAAUAAAAUUUGUCAUGCGGAUUUACCUUACGAAAAAACUUUGUAAUGCAAGACAACUCGCAUUUAUACGAGUACGAUACUUUUGCACAGGAUACGGGGGGCGCCCCCGGCGUGCUGCCGGGUGUAGCGGAUUUGUGGAGCCCGCGAGAAUAUCAACUGUAAAAAUGUCUGGAUCUGGAAGAGUGUUAAACUUGUCAUGCAGGUUUUCCAUGACCCAUGAGGUCUGGAAUGCGGGACUUAGCAUGACAGAGUCUGUGAGGUCUCUGCUAUGCCUAUCCUGCAUGAGAAGCUCCCUCCCAACUUGGUUGAAAGUGGACAGCUUUGGGCCCUCAUGCAACACAGAUUUUCGCAUUAUUCGGAUUUAGCAUGACAAGUUGCAAUCAAUCUUGCAGACCCAGACACUUUUGCAAUCCAUAGAGAAAACGGGCAACUCAACGACCUCAUGAACGGGCACCGAGGAACCACCACGGAAGAGGAGGAACAAGACAAAAUUUGCCUCAGUAGCCCGACGCACACCUACACAGAAGAUCUACUGAUGAAUCAAGGACCACGACCAGGUGAACCUGAGAAAAAAUCAACUUCAAGCUCUGGUGCCCCUACAAGAACUAGCGAAGAUGGGGCCGAGGUCGAGGAUGCAAAAAGCAAAGCGGACGAGGAAGCUAGUACAGUGCCCGAAGAAGAUGAACACGGGGAUGACAAAAAAGUGACAAAAACAAUCUCGUCCGAAGAAGUGGAGCGCGCGGCAACGAAAGUUCUUUCCGGGGCGGAUGCAACUGCAAGCGCGAAGCAAAUAGUAACUUCUGCAGCUGCCAACGAACCGAAAGGUGGUAGUAGCCGCGAGCUUGCAGAAGUAGACCAUCUUCACAUAAUUGAAUCAGAGGAACUCAAUUCCGUGCUGGCUGGAUAUUUUUGCAAGGUCGUCUCCCUGUUGUUGCUGCAUUUUCCCAUGGAGAUCGGAGCAUACCUACGCGCGAAAUACGCCUCCCUGCUCUCCGCAUUUUUCAAAUCUCUUUAUUGCCGAAGCGUGAUGGAGCUGUACUGUCGCAUGAUCAACACACCACGUGUGGAAUUUCCGGCGGCGAAGUUUUUGCGCGACGUUCUCAGCUUGUACGACGAAACCCAGAGCAAGUUAAGAACUUCUGCAGGAGAUGGUGACACGAAAACAAGCGAUACAAAUAAAACUAAAGACGCAGAAGAUGCCACAACGUCAGUAGCAGGCGGAGCUUCAGCUGUUGUUUCAACAUCUCCCUCAGCACGCAAUGGUGACGGCGGAGAAACAAGUACCACGGGCAGUCCGCCAGUUGUGUUUUCUCCGUCCUCUCGGUCAUCUCGCGGAGGUGCGGGAACUAGUACAUCAACCACGGCACAAUCCGCCGCAUCUUCCGCGGCAGCGACGUCGUCUUCGUCAUCUUCAAGCAUAAUUGUUGCAGGAGGAGCUGGGAAAAAUGAAAAUAGAACAUCAUCACCGACGGCGCGACGAGGACAACAACAUCAUGAUGGACAUCAGUCCCAGUCGGCAGAACAUCAAAACCAGGACUGGAUUCAGGUGCUCAGGACCUGUAGCGAUGCGGAAGUGACGCGGCUGCCCGGGGAAAUUCCGUACAUAUUGGAAGAUCUGUUGUCGCAGAGGGAUCUGCCCAUCCCCUUGCUCGCGGAGCUCGUCAAAUUCAAGCCGAGCCGCCUGCUCAGCUCCGCAAACGAAGACGAGGUAUCCGCGGGCGUGUCCCUGUGCAGCAGCAUUUUUCAGACGUGUCUGGACGUGGUGCGUGACGACUCGCAGGAUUUCGAUACCGAAGAGGACUUCGAAAGUACCUUUGACGCAGGCGCCGCGGGCAUGGCCCCGCCCCCUCCACCUCGAGAAGAUGACAGCGCAAGCCGAUUCUCCCCCGAGAUGAGACCGUUUCAAGAACACGGCGACCACGACCUAGGAGAUGAAUCAGAUAUUUCUGGUCCUCCGCCCAUGGACGCGCUCGAAUUGUCGAGCGGUGGCGAAAGUAGAAAAGUGGAGCUUGACGCAGAUGGCAUCCCGGUUCCUCUACCGGUCGAAGAGAACCUGCAAAGCUUCCUUGUCACUGGCUCUCAGCCUGCAACUGUGGAAGUCGUGCCGCGGCCGCGCACGAACGGAAUAUUGAAGGAGAAAACUGGUGGUGAACAGGGAGCUGAUAGAAGCGAGGCAACUUCUUCGAGUGCAGCAGCAGAAUCAGCGUUACUCGAGACCACCUCUCCACCGCCCGAGGGCGAAGCAACCUCGUCUGCGUCGGCCCCGGCCAGCGCUGCAUCUUCCGCAGACACAUCUAGCGGGGCGGCCACGCUGUCAGCUAGUACAAGAACUUCUUCUGCUGAAGCGAACCCUGCUGCCCCUGCUGGAGCGGAAGUUUCAAAGAGCUGCACCAGCUCCGAUUUGUCGUCAACGAGCACUCCUCCUAGUACUGAUGUCGAAGCAGCCGGCUGGAAGAUGCUGGCGAAAAUUGAAGCAGAAAUGGAUGCUUCUCUGGAGCAGCCUUUGCAACACGCUAUUUCUGUAGUACCGCGUCCGGAACGCUCGCCCAAGCAAAGAAUCGACGCGCUUUUCACGGACUUUCUCGCACAUUUUGAGGAAUGCUUCGCCCCCGUCGCGUUCCGCAUGAAAGCUCUGAUUCGACUGGCAGAGAACGAGAAAAUAAACGACGGAGGAGCCGCACGACAGGCCGGCGCACCAAAUGAUGCUCCGCGGUUGCUCCAGAUGAAGGAGGACAGCAAGAACGCAUCUCCGCCUUGUGUCGUGGUCGAGCAACAAGAGCAUUCUCUACCGGAAGCGGACCCACGCGGUCCGCCGCCUGCAGUAGUAGAAGUGGACUUCAAUAGUCUCAAAAAAGCUGCGCCAUCAUGCGCUAGUAGUACAACAACGACCGCAAACCCGUUGUACAACGUAUUUGAGUUGAUUUGCCUUUUCACCUCCUUCGUUACCGCCUCUGCGCCGGCCACCGCAAGCCGCUUGCCGCUGUUGUUGCAACACGGCAUUCCGCAGAAGGCGAUCGAGCUUUUUUUUCUGCGGCCGUGGAACAGCAUUCUGCACAACAACGUCGUGCUGCUCAUGCGCGGGAUCCUGCACGCGGAAACGCUCUCGCUUCGGGAAAAGUUUUUUUUCCUCCUGGACACCGAGUUUCUCCAAAAGGCGGCCGAGGGGAUCGGGCCGCCCCCGACCUUUGUGCCGCCGCCCCCGCCUCCCCGCGAUCAUAGGGGCGUGCCGCGUCCUCCACUAGGAAUUCCGCGGUCUCCGUCACUCCCGCGCGGAGGUGGCGGGGGAGGUAGCAGUGCUGGUGGCACGACAACGACCACAAGUCCGACGGGAGCCGGUGCAGCAGGAGACGGCGCGGAGACACAGCAGGAGGACAAAAACAAAAAAGCAGAUGAGAACAAGAAAAUAAACGGAGACCACACGACCAGGAGUGAAGACGAAGCGCCGUCGACAGCUUCGACAAGUACAACUGGAGGUCGUGAGGAUCUUCAUGCAAGUACAUCAACGGUAGUAGAGGCAGCUCCAUCUGGAGGUUCCUCGGAGUCGGACGCGGUAGCAGCAACUGCUACAACCGGCACUGCAGGUACAAGUACAACCUCUAGGAGAGAGCGUUCGCCGCCGCCUGCGUCAACAUUCGUGCCACCCCCGCCUCCACCUGUAACGACGUCCACCGGGGAUGUGGUGUUUUAUUUUCAGAUGCCGCGCAAAGGAUACUACCCCCACUUGAUGGAAAUGCUGGACGACGUCCUUCAGCUGGUGAAACAGUUCGACUUUCCGAACCUAAACGGCGGGGGCAAUAAUUCGACUACAGGACGAGGGGGUCGUGAACGUGAUGAACGUCGUGAAAGUCAAGAUGCAGUGAGUCCUCGAGGUGGUGCAGCACCUGCCUCCGAUGAUGAAAGUCAAGAUCCCGUUCCCGCCCCAAGAGUAGCGUCCUACGGCAUGGAGUCGUCCCCACCGAGCGAGGAUCCCACACCGACCGCGGCUGCGCUAGCAAGGAACAUCCAAGAUUGGGCGGACACUGCCGGUCAAGAGAUCACGACGGAAGCGAAGAUCAAGCGGGGCGUGGACGAGGAGGACAUUCGUACCUGUCGCUUGCACCUGGAGUGGUGGAAGAAUCUCACCGGGGGGUGCGGGCAUCAUUCGCCGCCGCGGUCUGUAUCCACCGCGCCGGACUCUCCGGACGAUCCGAUGCUUGUUUCAGGGCACAAUCUCGACUUCGCGUUAACAGGGACGAUGAACAAGCACGACGUAGACCACGCAGGAGGUGGAGGGGGGCACUCGACGUCGCACGCAGCAAACGUGCCGCCGCUGAGAAGUACUAGUACGAAUUUGAGUUUGGAAGAUUCUAAAGUUUUUUUUCCGCUCUCGCUCAUUUGUUCAACGUUCUAUUUUUCGUUCUGAUUUGUUUGCAUAAGAGGGGCCGAUGAUUUUAGAGCAUAAAAAUAAUCACAACAUGCGCCAGCAUUACCAUCUGUGAUUCACCGCGACUGCUUGUUUUGCUAUCCACUUGCCAAUCUCUACUUUUAGGCCUCGAGCAGAGCUCUCUGAGUUUCCGCGCCAUCGAGGGCCUGGUGAUGCCGUCCGCCGGGCACAGCGAUGUCGACAUAGACGGCAUCGGCGAAGUGGAGCAGCCGAAGCCCAUCUCUUAUCCUGUGCAAAAGUAUCGUGCUCGUAGUAAUUCUAAUUGCAGUCAUGCAUUACAAAUCUUUUUCGUAAGGUAAAUCCGCAUAAAAAACGUUAUUUCUCCUGCUAAGGAAAUUUGUAAUGCUUUUAUACGAUUACGAGUACGAUACUUUUGCAAUGCAUAUCUCUCCACCAAACUCCAUUUCCCCGCCGAGGGAGUCGGGGACGAGCACCUUGGUCUCCAGUCCGAAGGGGGUUCGCACCGCUUCACACGAACGUGCGUCAAGCUACUAGAGGAGAGCAAAAGUUUUAUCGUGGAGAUAAACUAUGACUCAGACUCAGCCAAGAGAAUUUGAAUUUUAAACGAAAGAGAAAGGACGCGUGCGCUCGCUGCUGGGCGGGCACAAGCACAACUUCUACUUGAUACUUACAUUAUUUUUGUUGACGCUCCUGCUAGUGUUGACUCUUCAUCACACGACAAGAACGGAGGCACCAGUGACAGAGUCAGAGACAAGAUGAGGAUGGAGCUGUUUUGGACAUGUUGACCAUUUUCAUCAUGGCAAUUAGGCGCAAGUCUGCUGGGCUCUGGCACUCCUACUUGGGCGGGUCGACGCCCGCAUGUUGUAUCUCUGCUUGUGGUAUUCGAAAUUUAAUAUUGAAGAUGAAGCUUGGUCUUGGAGAUGAGUGUGCAUGUGUUUGUCAAAAUCUACAGUCCUUUUACCAUCAUGAUGAUGAAGAGUGAUAUAAUGAGCACAGAU
Molecule: messenger RNA, 6336 nt
Organism: Amoebophrya sp. A120
Lineage: Eukaryota; Dinophyceae; Syndiniales; Amoebophryaceae
Source: the annotation of a GenBank genome assembly